This is a messenger RNA of Bactrocera oleae (olive fruit fly), 1507 nucleotides long. RefSeq lists its product as uncharacterized. The record is from RefSeq and is a predicted model, not a curated record. NCBI's taxonomy places the organism in Eukaryota, Metazoa, Arthropoda, Insecta, Diptera, Tephritidae.
GCAACACUUGCAAUUUUAGACAACUGUUGUUAUAUACUUAUAUAUGUGAAUCAUAUAUAAUAUAUUCAUAUACAAUUCAUAUACUGUACUUCAUUUAGUUUCCGCUUCCGUUAGAAGAACAGUUGUUUGAUAAAAUUUAUUCAAGUUUGCAAUGAAUUUCCCGAAAUUUCCUUGCAUUGAACUUGCUAAAUAUAAUGCUGAAAGAAUGGAAAACCCACUGGUUGAGAGUUUUCUUCAGAAUUUUAUUUCUCAGUUGGACGAUGAAAUCUCACAGUUGGAAGCAUCUUGCCACAAAUUGACAAACGCAAAAAAAGAUUCGCAGGCUGUAAAAGAAAAAUAUUUAAGAGACAUAUUUGCUUUUACACAUGGCCAAAGCGGGGAUGAAAUUUUGCCCCAGGAAUUGUCGAAACGAAUGCAAAGCGAACUUGGGAUGUUUCAAUUGGGUGAACGAAGAGUUAAAGAAUUGUUAGAGCGUUUUCAUAAAGAUAAUAAAGAUUGGCGUCUCACAUUGGAGCAGCAACUGCAAAAAUCGCUUGGACCAGAUGAAUCAAUUUUUUUGCCACAACAACAGUUAAUGGAUAAACUUAACACAUUGGGAAUAAUUGCUAAAAAUCUCGAAAAUGAACUAAAAGCUCUUGAAGAAACUGCAGAGGAUAAAAAUGAAGUAUUAGAAGACAAACUAAGAGCAAUGCAAGAGGAAGUUACCAUCCUUGAAGCACUAAAGGCGAAAAUGAGCGCGGCACAGCAACGAAUCAUUGACGAAUUAAAGGAAAAACAAUUCAAUUAUCAACAAGAUAGCAAUAAGAUGUUGAGAGAAAUUGCUAGCUUACAAGAAAAGCUCAAUCUCCACGAAUAAAACUCGUAACUUGUAUAUAUACUUAAAACUGUUAAUUUUUUCUUAUUUGAUGUACAUACCAUUGUAUACUAACUACUUAAUUUACAACAAAAAUAAUAUUUAUAAUAUCACAAACCACAGAAUGGACUAUUUACAGAAAUAAAAAUUUUUUGUCAUUGUUUUCAUAUGCACGAAUCGCAGUUAUUUGGUUAGUCCUUAUGCAACGCUAGCCAAUGCUUUGCAUCUACAGUAGCAUCCCCAAACGUACGUCCAAAUGUAAAAGUUUCUCCUGGUACGUGACCUGCAUAUUUGGGCACCAUUCCAAUCGUACGAUGGUAGAUAACAAAGUGUCCAGUAUUCGGACAUGAACUUCCAAUGCCGGCAUUUUCUUGUGGACACCACUCAGCACUUCUUCUGUGAUGGUAAUUGUUGGUGAAUUCACAUAGUGCACUGUUAGUCAGUUGCUUGCUGGUUUCACCAAAACGUGUCAACGCCAUCGGUAUAUGACCGCCGUAACCUAAAAAUAAUGUAAAUAAAAUAUUGUGAAGGUUUAGAAUAAAAUUCAAAUGAUCGUAAAUUGCAGUUACGCGUGGAAUACGACAUUUUAAUGCAUUCAGUUAUUUAAAAUUAAUGUAAAAGUAAAACUUUACACGUUAAAAAUUUAUGGACUUA